AGGAAAUGCCAUCGUUAUUUCCGCCUGAGCGGGAUCAGCUGUUUGUUGUGUUCCCAAACAGAAAGGGGUGCCAGAUGGUCCACAGACGUCUGGGAGAACCGAAGGCUUUCUGCUGUCAUGGAGGAGAUCAUUGAACACCCCGUUGCGGACGGGAUGGAGGAGAGAAAGAGGAGUGAGGCGUCCUCCUUCUUGGAGAGUCUCUCUGAACACAGGAGUACACAGAGUAAUACGCACGGUAGUACGCAGUCCUCCCAACGCCUCCUGGCGUACAGCGACGCCUUGAUCUCCAUCAUAGCCACGGUCAUGAUUCUACCUGUCGCGCACACCAAGAUAGGAGAAGACGAGGAGUUGAAGGAGAGUGUUCAGGUUUUGUUGACCACAAAAAUUGGCGUUUAUUUAAUGACGUUCCUGAUCGUAACGGUGGCCUGGGCCGCGCACGUCAGGUUAUUUCAGGUGAUCGUACGCAUUGAUGACUGCCUGGCUCUCCUCAACCUGGCCUGUAUGAUGCUGAUAACCUUCCUCCCGUACACAUUUUCGCUGAUGGCGACGUUUCCUGAGAACCACCUGGGGAUCCUGCUGUUCUGCGGCUGUGUAAUGGUCAUCGGCCUGAUUCAGGCCUUGGUGGUGGUCUACGCCUUCAGUAGACCCUUCCUGCUGAAGGAGCAGAUCCAGACCUCAGAGGACCUAAAGGUCUACAAACACCACAUCCUGCAGGUCAUCCUCAAGGUUCCAGUCAUGUGCUUCCUUGCCAGCAUCUUCUCCUUCAUAUUCCUCCAACUGUCCUACGUGCUGCUGGCCAUGGUGAUCUUCCUUCCAUAUAUCUCCCAGUUCUUAAAGUGGUGUCGCAGCAAAGCCACCGGUGAGGAGGAGACCCCAGACCCUGAGCCCCUCUACCAGGCCAGUGAGCCGCUGUCCAAGGAGCGGCUGGAGGCCUUCAGCGAUGGUGUCUAUGCCAUCGUGGCCACGCUGCUCAUCUUGGACAUAUGUGAGGAUAACGUCCCCGACCGAGAGACCGUGAAGACCGUCUACAACGGGAGCCUGGUGUCGGCGCUCAGCGACUACGGACCGGAGUACCUGGCGUACUUCGGGUCCUUCGUCACUGUGGGGCUGCUCUGGUUCGUCCACCACUCGCUGUUCCUCCACGUCACCAAGACCACGCGCUUCAUGGGCCUGCUCAACGCCUUCUCGCUCGCCUUUGUCGGCGGCCUGCCGUUAGCCUACCAGCUCACCCACGAGUUCCCGCGCAACUCUAACAACGAGCUGGAGGCCAUUCAGGUCAGCUGCGUCAUCAUCUUCUUUGCGGGUAUCAACCAGCUGGGGAUCUGGGUGGUCGCCCUUUACAGCGAGCAGGAGACCCUGCACCGAUACGUACGCUACGCUGGCCGCGACCACAUCUUCAUGCUAGCCAAGCUAGCACUGUAUCCCUGUGUGGCGCUUGGAACUUUUUUCCUAACAUGUAUUUUGAGUAAAUUUAGCGCAUCCAUCUUUCACCUGAUGGAGAUCACAGUGCCUUUGGCCUUCUUGGUCUUGAGGCUUCUGGUGCGUGUUGCACUAGCUGGGCAACGGCUAGUCUUCUGUCCAGAAAGAGCCAUUCCUAGGACCGUUCUGGAGGAGGAGCAGGAUGCCCUGGUCGCCUAGAGGACGACGGGCACUAAAAGCUACAGAAAGCAGAUGCAAGUACUGCAUAAUGAGGAUGGAAGCCACUAGAAAGAGUCGGAUCUGGAGCAUGCAAACCAUGCUAACCAUUUUGUUGUCUGGUCAAACCAACAGGAAAUGGUCUGAAUGUAAAUAGGGUAUAAUAACGUUAUUCCGCUGCCAUAAUAAUAAUGGGGAUUUAAAGGUCCCAUGGCAUGCUACUUUAUGGAUGCUUUAAUAUAGGUUUUAGUGGGCCCCUAACACAGUAUUUGAAGACGUUCCUGAAAUUCAGCCGUGGCGCAGAAUUACAGCCACGGCUGAAAAAAUUAUCGUAUGCUCGCUAGUCUGGCUGAACGGAAGUGGACAGCGUCUAUUGCCUAGCGUCAGAUUUGGCCGCGACUCCUCCCCUUCCGGUUGCUGGCGUUCCCGUAUUGUGCUCCCCCUCAAACUCGGAAACUAGGCAGUAUGGCGAGUUUUGAAGAGGACUUUGACGGCGCUGUAAAGUUGGCAUGUUUGGCUCUCCGUCGAAAAUUGCAAAGAACUGCAAAAGAUUUGCUUACAGCAUUUGCUGAGGAAGAAAGAUGUUCUAUUUUGCAUGGACACCGCUGCUGCUUCCCGGGCUUAGCCCCGCCCUAGACGAUUGUGAUUGGUUUAAAGAAAUAAAAACAGGCCCGCCCAGUUUCCCCACGGAUAGACGGCUCGAGGUAGCGUGGCUCCAGACCAUUCUACUUGCUGUAGUUUGGUCUGGCUUUGCCUCGCAAUGGCGAGGCGCACACAGCCUUUGGCCGUGUUCUGUAAAUAUUCUAGUACACUCGACUACAGGAGCUCUAUAUCUAGAUAAUAUAUUAUACAUAUAUAUCAUAAAUAUAUUAUCACGGCCAAAAGCUGUGUGCGCCUCAAGACGAUAUUAGGAUUCUCAAACGACUGCGUCAGGUUCUCAGACGUCUCUGGUUCUUCUACUUCCACACCCGAAUGACGACAUACGGGGAAAAUCCAAAUCGGUGCGUCUGAGCUUUGUUUUUUCAAAGGCAGAGCAGGAUACCUAGUGCUCAUUUUAAACCUGACGCCAUUUCUAGCUACUGGGGGGGGGACCAGCCAGGCUAGGGGAACUCAUGUUAGAAAACCUCAAACUGAAACUUUAAUGCCAUGGGAUCGUUAAUCAAUAUUAAAUAAUAUAUUAAGGCUUUGUUAGCAGUCUGUAUUCUGUAUUCUAAGCCAUUAAGUUAAUUGGGGUCAGGGAUGUUUAAGAGCCAACCCUAAAUGUGAAGACUAGGGUUGACCCUAGCCAUAGGCGAGUGCUGGACACUCAAGUGACCCAUUUUUUUGUGUGUAACAGUCAUUGCAAAGUGAGUCCAACCAUUAAAGAUUCACUGCACUUUAUUUUUAAUGUUAAUCUGCACAAACAUGUGGUUACAUCUGUAAUCACAACCGUCCUUUGUUGCCCAUGGCCGUGCUAAAUGUAAAAAUGUAGAGGGUUUCAAAGUUUAGGGUUAGAUUAUGGUUGGGGGAUGGUAAUGGAUAUUGGGGUAAAUGGUGAUUAGGGUUGGAUGCCGGUGAUAGUGGUUGGUGUGGGGAUGGGAUUGAAUUGUGGGGUAUCACAUUUAUUCAAGUUUUUUUGAUUUUUUUACUUAAACAACUUUUAAUAUUUAACCCAAUCCUUUCUGUGAUGUUUGUUCCAAGGUUACAUCCUCAAUCAAAUGUUGAUCUCCGGCCAUCUCAAACUUAACCCCCCCCCCUGUUAAAUAACGUGCAUGUAAACAAGUGACCAUGUCUUACACUGUCCCUGUUUCAAUUAAUCAAAGUGUACUUUUGGUUCAGAAAAUGUUGACAUUUAAAGAAAAAAAAUAAACUUUCUUUAUUCAUCUCAA
This is a messenger RNA of Gadus macrocephalus (Pacific cod), 3503 nucleotides long. It is a transcript of the gene tmem175, whose product is annotated as transmembrane protein 175. Bases 118 to 1638 code for a protein of 506 amino acids. The transcript is spliced from 10 exons. The record is from RefSeq and is a predicted model, not a curated record. Gene Ontology annotation, molecular function: potassium ion leak channel activity; proton channel activity. Gene Ontology annotation, cellular component: lysosome; endosome. NCBI's taxonomy places the organism in Eukaryota, Metazoa, Chordata, Actinopteri, Gadiformes, Gadidae.